Molecule: messenger RNA, 3672 nt
Organism: Gallus gallus (chicken)
Lineage: Eukaryota; Metazoa; Chordata; Aves; Galliformes; Phasianidae
Gene: CDR2L
Product: cerebellar degeneration related protein 2 like
Exons: 5
Coding region: 348-1739 (463 amino acids)
Source: RefSeq, a predicted model, not a curated record
AGAGGUCUCCACCGAGCUGCGGAGAGAGGAUCUGCCUGGCUGCGCCGGGCCCUCUUCCUUCCUUUGUGCAUCCCCCCGCCCCGUACAAGCCGAGCCCCCCCGCCCCUCCGGCUACGUCCCCAUUUAAUCCCCAUCUCCUGGAGCCUCCCCCGGCCCCGGCGGCAGCAGAAGCCUCCCUCGGAGAAGGCAGAGCCCCGCAGCGGGCAGGAGCCGGUUGCCACGUCGUACCACCCGCUUCCCGGCCCGCCCGGGGCACCGAGGCCGCAUCCCUGCCUCCAUCCCCGCUGCCGGCGGCGGUGGGGCCCCCUCGGCGCAUGCUGCUCGCCUCCCCCGGCCGCUGCUGCUAAAUGCUGAGCGCCGACAGGAUGGAGGAGUUUCAGAGCGAGGAAGAGGAGCCCUGGUACGACCAGCAGGACCUGGAGCAGGACUUGCACUUGGCUGCUGAGCUGGGGAAGACACUGCUGGAGCGCAACAAGGAGCUGGAGGAGUCCCUGCAGCAGAUGUAUGCCACCAAUGAAGAGCAAGUCCAGGAAAUCGAGUACCUGACCAAGCAGCUUGAGAUGCUACGGCAGAUGAACGAGCAGCAUGCCAAAGUCUAUGAGCAGCUAGACCUGACGGCACGGGACCUGGAGCUGGCAAAUCAGAAGCUCGUGCUGGAAAGCAAGACAUCUCAACAGAAGAUACAAUGCUUGACAGAAACGAUCGAGGGGCUGCAGAACCAGGUGGAGGAGCUGCAGAAGCAGGUGGAGGAGAUGCGGAGCUUGGAGCAGCUCCGCAUACGACGAGAGAAGAGGGAGCGGCGCCGAACCAUCCACACCUUCCCCUGCCUGAAGGAGCUGUGCUCCAGCCCCAGGUAUGAAGACGCAUUCCAGGUCCACAACUCCUCAACAGAGUUCAACCAGAAGCCACUGGAGCAGGAGAACGAGCGCCUCCAAGCCAUGGUGGACUCCUUGAGGUCCCAGGUGAACCAGGAGAAGCAGCGGAAGGAGCGGGUUGAGCGGGAGUACAGCUCCGUGAUUCAGGAGUACUCGGACCUCGAGCAGCGCGUGUGUGAGAUGGAGCACUGCAAGCUGCGCAUCAAGGAGCUGGAGGCAGAGCUCCUGGAGCUGCAGCAGAUGAAACAAGUCAAGAAGUAUCUGCUCAGCAGGGAAGACAACCUGUCCGAGGCCCUCCUGGAGCCACUGAAUAAUGCCCCAGAAGCAGAUUACAUUGACCUCUCAGAGGAAGAGGGAGGGAAAAGUCACGGGCCCUCAAUGACACCUUCCCCAAACCACCCCGUCCGGAAGAGCUGCAGUGACACAGCUCUCAACGCCAUUGUCACCAAGGAUGCUGUGAGCCGGCACGAGGGCAAUUACACACUGCAUGCCAACAAUGUGCGCAAACGGGGUAUGUCCAUCCUGAGGGAGGUGGACGAGCAGUAUCAUGCCCUGCUGGAGAAGUAUGAGGAGCUCCUGAGUAAAUGCCGGCAGCACAAGGACAGCGUGCGUCACGCAGGGGUGCAGACCUCCCGCCCUAUUUCUCGUGACAGCUCCUUUAGAGACUUCCGGGGAGAAGGGUUUGAGUUGGAAGAGCGGAAAUCCAUGGAGAAGACCAUCAGCAAACACGUGGAGGCCGUGGACAAGCGGCUGGAGCAGAGUCAGCCCGAGUACAAGGCUCUUUUUAAGGAGAUCUUCUCCCGCAUCCAGAAAACAAAAGCAGACAUCAAUGCCACAAAGGUGAAAAACAAGAGCAGCAAAUGAGCCCUGCCCCUCUGCGAUCCCCGCGUGCUAUCCCAACAGCCAAGUCUUCUCUUCAGCUCCAGGAAACAUCACCAGCCCCACUGCUUUGAAGGCUUGAGAGGCCUCAUGUUGUGUUCUCGUAUGGGAAGGGAGUGUCCAUGGUGUAAUUGCAAGGAAAUGUCACAUAGACUCAGUUCACGUUUUUAAGCUUGGGCUCUGGUGACUUGUUGGACAAAUUGUACAUUGUAGUUAGAGGAUUUCAGAAUCUGUAUGAUGGAUCUCUGCAUGAGCCAGACAUCUCAACAGCAACAGAAACCACACCACAAAGAACUGUUCACCUCCUCCACCCUUUUCAGCUUGUCUUACAGUCCAGUUACCUGUGAGCAAAAGCCUGGAUGUCCUCCAGCACUGCAGCAGCUGGAGUGCGGCUUCACAGCAAAGCAGUAAAAGCCAUCAGAACUUCAGGGGCUGCUUGAGAACACCAGCCCAAGCCUUCACGUUGGUUUUAUGGCUAAGAACCUACUCUUGUACCCAAGAGACCCACUCCCACCUUCCCCCUUCACCAAAGGGCAGUACGUUCUUGCUGUUCAAGCCAUUCUCUUGUCAGUCAGGUUUUUCAGCUAUUUACAAUGCAAGCUCAUUGCAACUGGAAAAACUUGAAGAGAAACAUAGAACUGAUCGUUCUGUCUUCAUCGAUGUCACUUAGUAACUCACUCCAUACCCUCCAGACUUUGUAGGCAUAUGGGAUUUCCUCGCUUUAAAUCUCUCCCAGUAUUUCAGCCCAGGUGACUUGCUGUGCCUGGCAGAAACUUGAUGACCAGGGCUUUCCCAUAAGCUAGAUAAGAAGUGCUGUUACAGUUUCAGAGACAUGCUUUCACCUCACUGUCCGGGUAGCAGCCCUCUGCACUGUGCUAUCCAACAGGACAUCAUUGCCUCCAUUGCAGCAUGCUCCUUCAAUACAGCUUGCAUGGGCUUGCAAAGCUACCUAGCAGUGACUCAUGUGCAAGUAGAAGGAUAAAGCACCACACUCGUACAGCAUUGGGACCACUGGACCCAACAGUGCUGAUCACACAUUGCCCUAUGCUUUUGCUCUAAGUUCCCAGUCAAGAGGACAGAUUUCAGUCUUCUGUUGAAAAUAAUCUAUCUUGGCUGAGAUACCAUCUCCAAAGGUCAUCACCUCUUAUGUUCCAGCUCACUUUCCAGCACUGAAAUCUCUUCACUUUUGCUUCCGCAGACAUGCAAACACAGCCCAAUGGCCACUGCAGUCUCAGGAAUCACCACUUUCCAUUUUUCAUAAACUAGAAGUUGACCUUGUUUGGACAGACACAUGUUUUAGGCAGAGAAGCAGUAUUUCAUUACAGCUUAGGCAACACCCUGAGCACUGUGCCACAAGAAAUGAGCAGUUCAGUGUAAGCUACCUAUUCUGUGCUGGCCUGGAGAAACUGUAGGCCAAAUUUGGAUUCUGCUUUCACCAGCUUACAUCCCAAAAAUUUGGGUAAAUAGUUGGGAUUUUUGCAACAUUUAUUUAUGUCAGUCUGAAUUUGGCUUUGGAGGGAGAAGACUGUUAAAACUUAACUAUCCUCUAAGUCUUGAGCCUUGACACUAUGAAGAGCUACCUUUCUUUCACUCACAAUGGAAUUAAUGCAAAAAAUAUCCCCUCCGUCCUUCAUCUUUCGUUAAGCUGAGUACCACUGAGGUCAGUCGGCAGGGCGCAGUGCCCAAACCCACCUGCUCCAGAAGCCUUCUCCUCUACUCCUCACCACCAAACACCCCUUGCUUCCAAGCUCUGCAUCUUCAGGUGCCCUAUGGCCCCUGGCUCAAGAAAAUUAGGAGCCAUCAGCACGACUGUGGCUACCAGCUCUAUAACAGUAUGGAGAACCUUCAUGCCUUAUUUAUUUAUAAUGGAAAGCAGUUGACUAAAAAUAAAUAAACAAAAUGAACAAUGGCAACAAAA